CCUCCUUGUACCCUCCCAAACUGCACUCCACAUCUCACCCACCACAAUUCCUCCAUGGCUCGCACGCACGGUGUCAAGCUCAAUCCCCUCUUUACUUGCUCUCCCAGCGGGGAGCGCUAUCACGCACAAGUCCCCAUAAAUUGGGACGUACGCUACCACCCGGCGCGUUCUGCAGAAAUAGCAGACAUGCCUAUGUUAUCAUCCCACCUAACACAAUUUGCAACUAAUCCCCCACUUCCAAAGUUGCACCUUGUCUGUGAUCUAUUGUCCCCUGAAUGGGUGAUUGUAGCCCGUAACCCAACGGGGGUGACAGUGCAGGAUGUGUUGGAAGCCAUUUAUGAGACGCUCUACCGCCUCCUGCAGACGUACGAGUGGGAGGGCAUGUCGCUCAAGCAGCGCAGUCGGAUUGAAGAGGUACAUCUUGCGCGAUGCGCGGCGUCUUCGGACCCCGAGCGCACACGUUUAGCGGGAGUCCGCAGAGGGGACUGUCUGCUCUCCACCACCAUGUUUGCUGGAUUGACCUCGUUGGUCAGGAGGAGAGAGCAGUGGGAGGUAGUCCUCACGCUGUCACGGGAUUUCAGACCCCGCGUCUACUAGCGCCCUCAUAGCUUCUCUUCAGCAGUGCUGACCGAGAACGCGGCGCGUUUUUUCUUCCAUCAUGGAUGGAAGAUUCGAUUUGAUUCAGUUAUGAGCUAAUUAUUGUUUGCUGAUUUUAUCUUACUAUGCCCAGACUCCUCCUGUUUUCAAAGCGUCGUCAUGACUCGUCAGGUGUGUGUUACUAGUGUCGACAUCCUAGCAUUGUGUAUCUUUUCUCACUACGUAUUGCGUUAUUGCGCCCCGUGUAUCAAGUUUUGAACCCUGUACUUAUAGCUUAUAGUCUCUGUCCCUGUAUCGUUACCCC
Molecule: messenger RNA, 901 nt
Organism: Suillus clintonianus
Lineage: Eukaryota; Fungi; Basidiomycota; Agaricomycetes; Boletales; Suillaceae
Exons: 1
Coding region: 55-597 (180 amino acids)
Source: RefSeq, a predicted model, not a curated record